UCAUCCAAACAUUUAUGGAAGGAGUCUCCAGUUUUACACUAGUAUAGGAGGUUAUACUUUGCGGUUUCUCGGUAAAAAUGAGAAACAAUGACGUAAGUGAUGACAGGAACUUUCCGCAACAUUAAAAACAACCAUAAAUGGAUAAAAAGACAACGUCUCAUUUCAUUAAUAAUUCAAUUAUUCUUCUCCUAUAACAGCGUCUCCCAAAGUGCUUUAUUCCUUACGGUAGACUGGAUACUAAUAACCACAGAUUUAUUGGCCGCUCCUGAUCUUCUGGACCCCAAAGCUGCUGCUCACAACUCCAAGCCCCGCCUGUCUUUCUCUGCCAAGCCGGUGGUGUUGAACACUCAGGAUGACUUUGAGCCGCGCGUGAGCGUCAUGCGCUGGAAAACCGUGCUCACCGUCUUCCUUCUGGUCGUCCUCUACCUUAUCAUGGGAGCCACCGUGUUCAAGGCACUGGAGCAGCCGCACGAGAACUCGCAGAAACUCGCCAUCCUCAGCCAGAAGCUUCAGUUUCUCAUAGAUCACCCUUGCGUCAACUCCACCGAGCUGGAGGAGUUAGUGAAGCAGGUGAUGUCAGCCAUCCGAGCGGGCGUGAACCCUUCUGGAAAAUCGUCCAAUGUGACAAGUUUGUGGGAUCUGAGCAGCUCCUUCUUCUUUGCCGGGACUGUUAUCACCACUAUAGGCUUCGGGAACAUUUCCCCUCAUACAGAAGGAGGCAGAAUAUUCUGCAUAGUGUACGCGCUGCUGGGAAUCCCUCUGUUCGGCUUCCUGCUGGCGGGAGUGGGCGACCAGCUGGGGACCAUAUUCGGAAAGGGCAUCGCUAAAGUGGAGAAGAUGAUUGUGAAGUGGAACGUGAGUCAGACGAAGAUCCGUGUGAUCUCCACGGUGCUCUUCAUCCUCUUCGGCUGCCUCCUUUUCGUCACGUUGCCGGCCAUCAUCUUCAAGCAUAUUGAAGGCUGGAGCGCCCUAGAGUCCAUUUACUUUGUCGUCAUCACCUUGACGACCAUCGGCUUUGGCGAUUUUGUUGCAGGUGAGGGCGAACGCCGUCACCACCAGGAGAGCAACGGUGGCUUGGAGAUGGAAUACCUGGACUACUAUAAGCCGGUGGUAUGGUUUUGGAUUCUGGUGGGACUGGCCUACUUCGCCGCAGUGCUCAGCAUGAUCGGAGACUGGUUUCGGGUCAUCUCAAAGAAAACAAAAGAGGAGGUGGGCGAGUUUCGAGCGCACGCUGCCGAGUGGACAGCCAACGUUUCUGCCGAAUUCAAAGAGACACGUCGUCGCCUCAGCGUUGACAUCUACGACAGGUUCCAGCGUGCCGCUUCCAUCAAGCGCAAGCUCUCGGCCGAGCUCGGCCUCAACAACGUGCCAAUGAACCAGGAGAUGACGCCGGGCAAGCGGGCACGCUCCGUCAACUUAGGAGACGACAGAGAGAUGUAUCCAGCCUUCACGCUAGCACACAACGGCAGCCUGUUCCUCAACGGCCUCAGCCCGGAGUACGCCGACCGCCGUGACAUCGCCAUAAUAGAACACCUGAAAUGAGAACCGAGAAGGAACGAAAGAGAGAUGGAAAAACUAUGAGAGCGGAACGGUGGAGGGAGAACCGAGCGAAAGGCGUGACGGGACGAGGGUGCCGUGUUUACCAGAAACCCGUGCGUUGGAUUACAGGAUUAGAACGUGUACCCCUGACUCCACCCCUUUCUCUGAGAAGCUCAUCAAUGAGCUCACAAGUCUCUGACCAAUGAAGAUGUUCUUCACUGCACCACUUUGUAUCAUCAACGAUGAACGAGCUGUGUCUUUUCUACUCGCUCCUGUUUUAAAACAAAACAAAAAAACUUCUUAAAAAGAUUCUUCCUCUAAAACAAAGCGACGAGGAAAAACUUCUGGAACAAUCCGAAUGCGUCUCUGUCGUUCUCAAAAAGGCCAAACUGUGUUUCCUU
Ictalurus furcatus (blue catfish) is the source of this 1940-nucleotide messenger RNA. It is a transcript of the gene kcnk2b, whose product is annotated as potassium channel, subfamily K, member 2b. Lineage: Eukaryota; Metazoa; Chordata; Actinopteri; Siluriformes; Ictaluridae. Gene Ontology annotation, biological process: potassium ion transmembrane transport; stabilization of membrane potential. Gene Ontology annotation, molecular function: potassium ion leak channel activity; outward rectifier potassium channel activity. The record is from RefSeq and is a predicted model, not a curated record. Gene Ontology annotation, cellular component: membrane. The coding region runs from base 100 to 1542 and encodes 480 amino acids. The transcript has 7 exons.